CUCCCGAGAAACGCCUGUCCCACUUCUAAAGCAACCAUCACCCAUCAUCGCCCUUUUUCUAUCAUAGCGAAUAUUCCAUUGUGCGUUGAUUUGUGAACCAACAUAUCAACGCUACAACGACGAUCAUGGAUUCGACAAUUGCCCCUAAACCACGGCCUCGGCCCGCCCAUACCCAAGGAACUACUCGCUGUGCCUACACUCCCGAUGGAAGUCGUCUCAUCACAGUCGGCUCCAACAACACUAUUCGUCUCUACAAAACAGGAUCUGAUGGAGAACCGAUCAAUAUUGAUGAUUGUCAGGAACAGAACAUGGCUGUUGCCGCUGGUGACGAAUUCUUUGUCGUUGGUUCUGAGGACGGCACCGUCAGCUUAUACUCCCUCGAGACAAAUACCUUUGAGCGCUUCCUUACUCGAACUGUACUGCCGAUUCGCGAUGUUGCAUUGACGACUGAUCGCCAAUGGUGUGCCGUGGCAAGUGAUGAGUUGAGUGUUAAGAUUGUGAACACAAAGGACAUCACACAGGUCAAGCACCUUCGAGAGCAUGCCCGGGCUGUACGAAAUGUUAGCUUCGAUCCUCAAGGGCGAUUGGUUGCACUUUCUGGCACCGACGGAAUUGUUUAUAUAUACUCACUCACAGCCAAGGAGCCAGAGUUGAUUCGAAAGGUGGAUGGUAUCAUUGGUGCUAUCGACGGAGACAGCGAGACCUCAACACGCGUUGCAUGGCACCCAGACGGUAGAGCAUUCGCCCUACCGACACCCGUUCGAGACAUCCAGAUCAUCUCCAAGAAUGAUUGGGAGAAACAAAGAACUUUCGCCAACGGGCAUUUGGCUGAUAUCACUGCCAUCGCCUGGUCGCCCAAUGGUGCGAUGCUGGCGUCAGCGAGCAAAGAUGGAAAGGUGCUCAUUUGGGAGACCAAGACACAGUCCGUUAUUGCAAGAUACGACUAUUCCAAUGUCAUUGACGUUGUGUGGCACCCUACCAAGAACAUUCUCUCCUUCACAACCACUGAUGGAGAAGUCUACAUCUACCCAGAUUUCCUAACAGACCAGUUCUCACCUCUACUGAAACUGGCUACGCAGCCUGCACCCUUCAUCCACGACCCCCUUGCCGAACUAUCUGCGAACCGAAGACCGCCUCCAGUCAAUGGUCAGAAGCAACAAGGUCUGCCAACAAGACCCCGAAGGGAGUCACUUGGAAGUCUUGACUCAUUCCUUGAAGGUGGAGAUGGAUAUGGUGACGACGAUUUCGUGGAGGACGAUGACGGUGCUGGAUACACUGUUGGACAAGGCCAGAAACGACCUCGGGACGGUGACGAUGGGUAUGGUGCCUCAAAUAAGCGUCGUCAUAUGCUUGAACCGCAAUACCACGAAGCAUUUCAACCAGGAGCGACUCCCUGGCGAGGGAACCGCAAGUACCUUUGUCUGAACUUGAUUGGUUUCGUCUGGACAGUCGAUCAGGACUCACACCACACUGUCACAGUUGAGUUCUACGAUCACGAAUUCCAUCGGGACUUUCACUUUAGCGAUACCUUCCUCUACGACAAGGCCUGCCUGACUGAGCAUGGUACACUCUUCUCAUGUCCACCUAAAGAUGAUGCCCCUGCAGUCAUUUUCUAUCGACCACACGAAACAUGGACGCAACGAUUUGACUGGCGCAUUGAACUACCCAAAGACGAAGCUGUGACAGCCAUGUCUUUGAGUGAGUCGUUCAUUACAGUCACAACUAGCGCCAACUAUGUACGAGUAUACACCCUAUUUGGCAUGCCAUAUCGUGUAUAUAGACCCAAGAGCACACCAAUGGUGACAUGUGCAAGCUGGAGGGAUUACGUAUUGACCAUGGGUAACGGACCCAUGGGCGCGGAUGGUAACACUCGUCUCUUGUACACCAUUGAGAAUGUCAAGAGAGACGAGAUCUGCCAGAAUGAAGAUACAGUAGCUCUUCCCGAGGGCGCCACACUCAAGAGCGUCUUCUUCUCGGACAAUGGUGACCCCUGUAUCUACGACUCAACAGGCACUCUUCUUACACUUCUUCACUGGCGACAACCUUCAAGGGCUUCGUGGGUGCCUCUUCUAGACACGAAACUGCUCGACCGUCUAGCCUCGGGUCGCAAGAACGAGUCGUACUUCCCUAUUGCAGUAGCUGAUAACAAGUUUCACUGUAUCAUUCUCAAGGGUGGUGACCAGUACCCCUAUUUCCCUCGUCCACUUCUGUCUGAAUUCGACUUCUCCAUCCCUAUAUCAUCAGCGCCCAAAACGAAGCGCAAAGCCCGAGAGGGAUCGGAAGAUCUUGACAUGGCCGAUGGCGAUGAACACAAGGAUGAAGAAGAGGAUGGUUCUUCAGAAACUCGCAAGCUCGAGCAGCAGUUCAUGCUUCAUAACGUGAAGGCAGCUCAGCUCCGAGAUCUGGUGGAGGCUACAUCAGGCAGUCACACGCAACGUUCGCAACUCUCACGUCUUGAACUCGAGAUCGACAAGACUCUUCUGCAACUCCUGGCGGUCGAGUGUCGUGAAGGUGAAGAGCGAGGCAUGCGUGCGCUGGAGAUGGUACAGCUCAUGCGAGACCGUACAGGUCGCAUGAUGGAGGCUGCUGGUAGAGUGGCUGAGAGAUAUGGAAGGACGAUCUUGGGAGAAAAGAUUCGUGAAGUUGGUGAGAAACGGAUUGAAGGAUUGGAAGAUGAUGACUUUCCAUAAUGUGAAGGGUGACUCUGGAUGAUGCCGUGAUAUGGAUUUGGGUUAUGUAUAGCAUUGGAGGAUCUUGUCGUUCGGAUUCGAACAUGGCAGAUAAUGAAUAUCAUCAUUACAUCAAAAGAACA
Molecule: messenger RNA, 2812 nt
Organism: Fusarium redolens
Lineage: Eukaryota; Fungi; Ascomycota; Sordariomycetes; Hypocreales; Nectriaceae
Product: WD40-repeat-containing domain protein
Exons: 2
Coding region: 126-2690 (854 amino acids)
Biological process (GO): DNA repair; DNA-templated DNA replication; mitotic cell cycle
Cellular component (GO): nuclear replication fork
Molecular function (GO): protein binding; chromatin binding
Source: RefSeq, a predicted model, not a curated record